AUGUUGUCGGCAAGGACUGCGGAUCCGGGCACAGCAAAGAUUGCCAUCGUUCGACGCGCUGAUGGCCGAACAUUGCGGAAGUUGUGCGACAGAUGCCAUCAACAAAAGUUGCGAUGCGUGGGAGACAAGGCCUCAUUGACUCGAUGCAAGCGCUGCCAAAGGGCUGGACUCGAAUGCGUGUACGGCGCGAGAUCGAGCAAGAAGGCGACCCAAUGCAGCAUCGACAACUUUGCCACCUGGGACAGCUGGCCCGGAAAUUCGGCGACUCCGACAUUGAACGAUCCGGUGGGCGAGCUGGACACCAUGUUUGGUCUUGAAUUGGCACAUUUCGACGACGUCUUUCCGAUUUCUCCCACAUCUCGGCCCACCACUGGCGUUAGUACCUCAUGUGCCGCCCCCAACUUGCCCGCGUCUGAGAAUAAUGCCGGGACUCUCGUCGAAUCUGCGGUAGGCAUGCCCUUGCUAUCCUCAGGCGGCUCAACUGAAGCAGGCGAUGAGCCCAUAACCGAGUUUCCCAAUUUGUCGGCAGAGCUUGCCAAGGCUUUCCAGAAGUUGGAAGCAACAUUCCUUAGGACGGUGGAGGGUCAGACGGGCCGACGGGCUCAAGAUUUCUUGAGCGCCAUUGGAGGUUUCGUGCGAGCUCUGAAGCUUAACAAUGUGGCGGGAGCAGACCCCCUUUGCGCACGUCAAAGCCCACACGACGCGCAUCUGCGGAGCAAAGAAGCGUCGAUAGCCGCGCAAGGUUAUGUGCUGUGUGUCAGGCUUGUAGCGUUCCUGUUGGAGCAGAUGCUCCAGGGUCUCUUGACAUCGCCAUCGCCGACUGCUUCUGGCGGCUCAACCAACCCUCACAGCACACAAGGCGCAAGUAGUCUGAGAAUCAGUCUGGAGGCUUCGGGUGGCAAAUUCUCUGAUGCGAGUCUUGUUCCACACAGUCUUCGACUAGGAGAUCUGUUCAUGCCCCUAGGCCAUUUCGGCCUCGCAUUGAAUUCCAGCGUCGACCUCCCCCGCAUUAGCUGCAGCCGACUCAACGAGAUAGAGCACUUACUUGGGAUACCCUCUAAGCAACGAGGACAGAGCAUGUCGUCGCUAGUCUGCCUAGAGCAGAUGGGUCUCGCUCAGCAGGCACGCCCAGAUAACGAUUCUCCAAGACCGUCGUUGCCAGCUCGCUUCGUCGCAGCAAUAUGGGAGGACGAGGCAAGCAUCAACAACAAGUCCGCUGUGGUGUACCUACAGGGCUGUCGUGCUGCAAUUCUGGGCCUUGCCGAGCAUUGUGCUUGA
This is a messenger RNA of Cladophialophora psammophila CBS 110553, 1278 nucleotides long. RefSeq lists its product as uncharacterized. NCBI's taxonomy places the organism in Eukaryota, Fungi, Ascomycota, Eurotiomycetes, Chaetothyriales, Herpotrichiellaceae. The transcript is spliced from 2 exons. The record is from RefSeq and is a predicted model, not a curated record. Gene Ontology annotation, biological process: regulation of DNA-templated transcription. Gene Ontology annotation, molecular function: zinc ion binding; DNA-binding transcription factor activity, RNA polymerase II-specific. The coding region runs from base 1 to 1278 and encodes 425 amino acids.